Molecule: messenger RNA, 1984 nt
Organism: Centropristis striata (black sea bass)
Lineage: Eukaryota; Metazoa; Chordata; Actinopteri; Perciformes; Serranidae
Product: solute carrier family 22 member 13-like
Exons: 10
Coding region: 1-1623 (540 amino acids)
Biological process (GO): transmembrane transport
Cellular component (GO): membrane
Molecular function (GO): transmembrane transporter activity
Source: RefSeq, a predicted model, not a curated record
AUGGCUGAUUUUGGAGAGAUUCUCCGCAAUAUUGGAGAGUUUGGAUUAUUUCAGAAGAUCACUCUUUUUGCUCUUUGCCUCCCGAAUCUUAUUCUGCCUUUCCAGUUUGCCAGUGUGUUUUUUAUCCAGUCUGAUCCAGAGCGACACUGUAACACAGACUGGAUCCUUCAGGCUGACUCUAACCUGACCACAGAUGAGCAGCUGAACCUGACUCUGCCCCGGGAGGAGGAUGGGACCUUCAGCAGGUGUCAGAUGUUUGUUCCUGUGGACUGGGACAUUGGAGACAUCAGGGAGUACGGACUCAAUGAGACCACAGGGUGCCACAAUGGAUGGGUCUAUGGCAACAGCCUGUAUGAGGCCACCAUAGUCACUGAUUUUGAUCUAGUUUGUGACCAGACAAAUCUGUUGGAAGUGGCACAGGCAGUGUACAUGGCCGGCAUUCUUGUUGGUUGCCUCUUAUUUGGACCUUUUGCUGAAUCGUUUGGUCGUAAACGAGCGGCUCAGAUUCCAUUCAUGGUGAUGCUCAUAUUUACUGUUACAACUGGAUUAAGCCCCAAUUUUUAUCUAUAUUUGACAUCCCAGUUUGUGGCUGGAAUUGGCUAUGGAGGUUAUCGACUGAACGGAGUCAUAUUAGCCACUGAGUGGAUCGGGCCCUCCAGGAGGUCCUGGGGAGCCUGUGUGACUCAGUUGUUUGGAGCCGUUGGACAGAGCGGCCUGGCCGUGAUGAUCUACUACAUCAGAGACUGGAGACUGGCUCAACUAACCACGGCUGGUCUGCUCGGAGUCGUUGCUCUUUACAUAUGGUUUAUUCCAGAGUCAGCCAGGUGGUUGUUGAGCAGAGGAAGGACAGAAGAGGCUAAACAGCUGAUUACUAAAGUGGCAGCCAUCAAUAAACGCACUGUUCCAGAGUCUUUGCUGGAAAAGAUUGUUGAAAAAGAAACAGAAACAGAGAAAAAGGGAGGCAUAAUAAUUCUUAUCCAAUCAUCUGUGCUUAGGAAAUAUUUCUUUACCAUAACACUGGCAUGGUUCUCCUUGAAUGUUACCUACUACUGCCUUUCCUUCAAUGUGGCUAAUUUUGGCUUGGACAUCUUCGUGACGCAGCUCAUGUUCGGUCUGACUGAACUGCCGGCUCAUAUUCUCUGUAUCUGGCUGUUAGAAGCAGUCGGGAGAAAAGUGUCACUGAUGGCCACUCUUCUGUUUGGAGGAUUCUUGUGCAUCUUAAUCUUAGCUGUUCCUCAAGGUAAUGCUGUUGCUGUUACCGCAUUAGCAACCUCAGGACGUUUUUUCAUAAACUGGGCAGGAUCCAUAUGUAAUGUGUACGUACAGGAACUGUUCCCAACAUCUUUCAGACAAACAGCCUCUGGUUUGGGCUCCAUUGCCAGCAGAGCUGGUGGGUUGCUGGCCCCGUUGCUCAACAUGUUGGCCGUGUACCACUGGUCCAUUCCCACUAUAGUGUUCAGCAGCCUGUCACUGGUCAGUGGAGCGCUCAGCUUCCUGCUUCCUGAGACCAGGAGGAGAGAGCUGCCCGACUCCACCGAUGAGGCUGAAGGCAACAGAAAUAAGACCAAGAGGAGCGGAAGUGAAUCAAACACGGCUGCACAAACCAAAUGUACCAAACUGUAGUCUGAUAACUUCUAUUACUGUUGAUUCUUGUUGCUCUCUGAGCAGCAGAGACUUAACCCAUAGGAACCUAUGGGUUCACGGAUGUAACAAACACUUUAAAUGUUCUAGAAUCUCCCAUAUUCAGCUUUAUGCUUCACAUUAACUCAUUAAAUCCCAAAGUAAGACUUAAGGCUGUGACUGGAAACAGAAAUGUAAAAAAAGAAGCUAAUUUCAAAAACCUAGUUUUUUGUUACGAGGCUAACUUUAAACCCGUUUAACAAUUCUAAUCCGUUAAUGUCCUGUAAUGCAUUUAACCUGUUUUGACCAUAUUUCCUGAACAUAUUAAUAUACAAGAAGUAACAUAUAUAUACACACAAGUCAC